AAGGCGGCUGCUGCUUGGGGAGGACGCGAGACACUUGGGCUGAGCGCGCAGGCUGAGCUCCUUCUGCAAAGACAGCAAGGUUCUCUGAAAUCCAGGACCCAGCUGGUGCUCUCCAGAAGACGGUUCUGACCCGUUCCCCAUCCCCCACACUUGUCUCAGGUCACCUUACCAUGUGGACUCUGUCCUUUCAGGCCAGGAUUGGAGUUUUAAAAUAAGAUGGAUGAUUUGGCGUUACUUGAUCUUCUGGAGUGUCCUGUGUGUUUUGAAAAGCUCGAUGUCACAGCCAAAGUCCUCCCCUGCCAGCACACCUUUUGUAAACCAUGUCUACAGAGGAUAUUCAAAACACGAAAGGAACUGAGGUGUCCAGAAUGCAGAACCCUGGUCUUCUGCAGUAUUGAAGAGCUUCCAGCCAACUUGCUCUUGGUGCGUCUCCUGGAUGGCGUCCGAUCAGGUCAGAGCAUGGUGAGAGUGGGCUCCUUCAGAAGACCUGGAGUAUUAACCUCUCAGGACUCAAGAAGGAAAAGUAGGACAGAACCCAGAAGCUCACAACCUAGUCCAUACCGACUGAUUCCCAAUGUCCAAAACCACAUGGAUGGGGUGCCAAGAGCAAAAGCCCUAUGCAAUUAUAGAGGGCAGAACCCAAAUGACCUAAGGUUCAACAAGGGAGAUAUCAUCCUCCUUCGAAGACAACUUGAUGAAAAUUGGUACCAGGGAGAGAUCAAUGGCAUCAGUGGAAUUUUCCCCACCAGCUCAGUGGAGGUUAUUAAGCAGCUUCCACAACCUCCCCCACUCUGUCGGGCUCUUUACAACUUUGAUUUGAAAGAUAAGGACAAAAAUGAAAACCAAAACUGUCUGACUUUCCAAAAGGAUGAUGUUAUCACCGUGAUUAGAAGAGUUGAUGAGAAUUGGGCGGAAGGCAAAUUAGGCGAUAAAGUCGGCAUCUUCCCCAUCUUGUUUGUAGAGCCAAACCUCACCGCAAGACAUCUGUUAGAGAAGGGCAAAAGCCAUCGGUCAUCCCAUAUAAAGAGUAUGUCCCUGACAUCCUCUUCUCCUAGAAGCAAAGUGGCAGACUCAACAGCCUUCAAUCAAGCCUUAGAAUCCAGAAGGAAGAACCCAAGACAAUUCUCCAUCAUGACAGCCUUGAACACCCUCAACAGAAUGGUCCAUUCAUCUUCAGGGCAACAAAUGGUAAAAAUUGGCUCCCCUGUGCUUAUUAGCUCCAGCAAUCCUUCUGUGUCAACUCAGAAUUUGGAGAAGAAAGAACUUUCAUCUAACAGCCCUGUCCAGGUCAGCACUUAUUACAACACGCCUGGAUCCCGCUCUGCGGCAAUCGUCAACCUACCCUAUUCCCAGCAACAUAUACCAACUAAUAUGUUUGUUGCUGUGCAUUCUUAUUCAGCCAAAGGACCAGAUGAAUUAGACCUUCAAAAAGGAGAGGGCAUCCGGGUCAUUGGAAAGUACCACGAGGGCUGGCUUAAGGGUGUGUCCCUGGUCACUGGAAGAGUUGGGAUAUUCCCAAAAGACUAUGUUGUUCCCAUUUUCAGGAAGAGCUCUGGAUAUUCAAAUUCCAGGACUCCUCUCUAUACCACGUGGACAUUAUCCACCUCUUCAGUUUCCCCAGGGCUUAAGUCAGACAAUGAUUCCAGACAAGGCCAUCAUUUUAAAUCAGUCCUUGUGCCAACAGCAGUAGUGAACCCUGUGAGAAACUCAAGUGGGUCAGCAGCCUUUGGACAAACUUCUCUACAGAAAGUACGGAGCAGCAUGAGAAAAAAUGGAUCACUUCAGAGAUCAUCUCUGUCUGGAUCCCCAAACUCCAUUGUUGGCUCCCUCCAGAGGACCUCAACAGUUGCAGUUCCAAUCCAUUCAUUUUCAGCUUAUCAAUCAAAAUCUGUCCCUCCGCCACCUCCAACUACCCCUGUGAUUGAGAUUGGUUCAAGGCCUUCUUCAACCAGUGAAUCUACCAUCCUUUUUGGAAACAGAAGCUCCGAUAGCAGGAUCCAUUCAGCUACCAGCUCCAUCAUUUUAGAAACCAAAGAAUCCCCACUCAAGAGCGAACUUUGCAUAAAGCCACCUGCAUCGGCUCCACCAUCCAUCCUAGUGAAACCAGAAAACUCCAAGAAUGGUAGCGAAAAGCAAGUCAAAACAGUGAGAUUUCAGAACUACAGUCCUCCUCCACCCAAACAUCACAGCUUCCAUUCUACCUCUGGCAAACCUGACUCCAUGACCAUCUCUAAAGGAUCCCAGGCAGAAACAGGCCCUUUGUGUCAAGAGAUGACAACCUUAUUUGUCCAUCGAAGUGGAUCCCAUUCAGGACAACAGACAGACCACAGGAGAACACCAAAGUAUUCAAAGCCCAUGCCUCCAAUAAUUGCUGCCUCUGACAUAGCCAUCAUACCCAGCAAGUGAAUCUCUGAUGCGGCUAUUCCAAAAGCCAAAAGAGGUCCUGUUACUUUUUUCUUCCUGGAUAAAUUAAACAAGAAGUUGGAUGCUAAAGAUGUUAUGUUUAUCUGAAAAAUGCUCAAUGGAAAAAUCUGCAAUUGGUGUGAAAUUACUUUUACAUCAGGCAUGCCACAGAUAUACCACUGAGCUGACUUAAUAUGAAAAGCAAUGGAACUGAAAAACAAUCUCUAGUCAUCUACAUUAUUAAUAGGUAAUGAGCCAGCAUGUGAAACCUGAGAUUCAUGUACUGGCAUAGGUUACACAUCUUUGACUUCCCUUCGGAGACAUAAAACCCCAGGUACUUCAUUCAUUCAUGUCUCUUUUCAGUGUGAACUUGAGCAUCUUUCUGAUUUCACUAAUUUGGGCAUUUGAAUGGCAAAUGAAAGGGCUGACUGGACAUCAGA
Molecule: messenger RNA, 2843 nt
Organism: Sarcophilus harrisii (Tasmanian devil)
Lineage: Eukaryota; Metazoa; Chordata; Mammalia; Dasyuromorphia; Dasyuridae
Gene: SH3RF2
Product: SH3 domain containing ring finger 2
Exons: 11
Coding region: 217-2406 (729 amino acids)
Biological process (GO): positive regulation of proteasomal ubiquitin-dependent protein catabolic process; negative regulation of apoptotic process; positive regulation of JNK cascade
Cellular component (GO): nucleoplasm
Molecular function (GO): protein phosphatase 1 binding; ubiquitin protein ligase activity; metal ion binding
Source: RefSeq, a predicted model, not a curated record